Messenger RNA from Rodentolepis nana, 483 nucleotides. The record is from the annotation of a GenBank genome assembly. NCBI's taxonomy places the organism in Eukaryota, Metazoa, Platyhelminthes, Cestoda, Cyclophyllidea, Hymenolepididae.
GACUUGAAGUUGGAUAAUGUUCUCCUGGACUCCGACGGUCACGUUAAAAUAGCUGAUUUUGGAAUGUGCAAAGACGGUAUUAUUGGAGAGGAACUGACUACCACUUUUUGUGGUACCCCUGACUAUAUCGCUCCUGAGAUAAUCAGUUACAAACCUUACGGCAAAGCUGUGGAUUGGUGGGCGUUCGGGGUGCUUCUCUAUGAGUUUCUUGCCGGUCAGCCCCCAUUCGACGGAGAUGAUGAGGAGGAACUGUUCCGAAAUAUUGCAACUGGUGAAGUCUCUUAUCCCCGGUCGCUUUCUCGUGAAGCUUGUCUCAUAUGCAAAGCUUUCCUAACCAGAGACCCGAUUCAACGGUUAGGAAGUGGUCCAAAUGGCGAACAGAAUAUCUGCGAGCAUCCCUUCUUCCGACAUAUAGAUUGGCGGAAAAUAGAAAAUCGGGAAAUACAACCACCAUUCAAACCCAAAGUUGUGAGUUAUCUUUGA